Molecule: messenger RNA, 687 nt
Organism: Arachis duranensis
Lineage: Eukaryota; Viridiplantae; Streptophyta; Magnoliopsida; Fabales; Fabaceae
Product: non-legume hemoglobin
Exons: 4
Coding region: 64-519 (151 amino acids)
Molecular function (GO): heme binding; oxygen binding
Source: RefSeq, a predicted model, not a curated record
AGGGUUUCUCAUCCACUUCAGUUAAUUAUUUCUCACAUUUCAUCUCCUUAGAACUUAGCAAUCAUGGCACUCACUGCACAGCAAGAAUCCCUCAUUGUCAACUCAUGGGAUAUGCUCAAGAACAAUUCCACAGACCACGGCCUCAAAUUUUUCUUGAAAAUAUUCAGUGCUGCACCAGAAGCAACGGCAUUGUUCUCAUAUUUGAAAGAUUCAAGUGUUCCUUUGGACCAAAACCCCAAGCUCAAGACACAUGCUACUGUUGUAUUUGUCAUGAUUGCUGAAACAGCUAUUCAACUGCGAAAGACUGGAAAAGUCAAUGUGGGAGAAUCAAACUUAAAACAUUUGGGAGCUGUUCAUUUAAAAUUGGGUGUCACACAUGCACACUUUGCGUUGGCAAAGGCAGCACUUUUGGAGACAAUAAAAGAAGGGGUACCAUGCAUUUGGUCAACGGCAUUGAGUGAUGCAUGGGGAGUAGCUUAUGAUCAACUUGUUGCUGCUAUCAAAGCUGAGAUGAAGUAGUAAUAUAUAUGCUUAUGGAUUAGUACCUUCCUUCUCAAAAUUUUCAAUAAGAUUGAUGCAUCCAUCAAGUGUAUGUGUUUGUUUGUUUGUUUGUUUCAUCAUCAUGUAUGUUAUGUCAGGUGUUACUAAUAAUAAGUAAUAACACUGUUCCGAUCCUUGGGUCAAAUA